UCACCUGCUCGUGCUCCACCUCCAACACCAGUUAACCGAUCACCUCCUCCUACCCCUAUUCAGUCUAGUGGUGGUGGAUCGAUUUUUGGAGGCAUUGGUUCAACCAUAGCUCAAGGAAUGGCUUUUGGUACUGGAAGUGUUGUGGCUCACAGAGCUGUGGAUUCUAUUAUGGGUCCCCGCAUAAUUCAACAUGAGACUAUUGGUGUUGCUAUUCCAGAUGCCUCUGUUACAAACACCUCAGUCUCUGAUUCUUGUGGCAUGCACUCCAAGGCAUUCACAAAUGUAUGUCUACAUUCUAAUUGCUAA
This is a messenger RNA of Lactuca sativa (garden lettuce), 306 nucleotides long. The record is from RefSeq and is a predicted model, not a curated record. Lineage: Eukaryota; Viridiplantae; Streptophyta; Magnoliopsida; Asterales; Asteraceae.